This is a messenger RNA of Papilio machaon (common yellow swallowtail), 1432 nucleotides long. RefSeq names its product membrane-bound alkaline phosphatase. The record is from RefSeq and is a predicted model, not a curated record. Gene Ontology annotation, biological process: dephosphorylation. The coding region runs from base 38 to 1432 and encodes 464 amino acids. Lineage: Eukaryota; Metazoa; Arthropoda; Insecta; Lepidoptera; Papilionidae. Gene Ontology annotation, molecular function: alkaline phosphatase activity. The transcript is spliced from 4 exons.
UCAAAAAGAAUCGACAUUUUAUUCAACGUGGUCUACCAUGUGGCACUCGACUACAGUACUGGGGUACAUCGUCUGCGUGAUAGCUAUAGGCGGUGGCGACAGAUAUCAUCCCGAGAGACCUACAUGGCGACCCGCAGCGGCGCGGCAGGUGGCGGCGCCCGACGCGGCCGAGUACACCGCGCAGCACUGGACGGAGGAAGCACAGGCGGGCAUCCGCGCUCGCCAGCGGGGCGCGCGCGCCGCCGCGGCUGAACACACGGCGCGCAACGUCGUCAUGUUCCUCGGCGACGGCAUGUCCGUCACCACGCUGGCGGCGGCGCGCACGCUGCUCGGACAGCGUCAGGGCCGCCCCGGGGAGGAGUCUCAACUCGCAUUUGAAACUUUUCCAACAGUGGGAUUAACGAAGACGUACUGUAUAAAUGGACAAAUAGCGGAUUCGUCUUGCACGGCCACCGCGUACUUAUGCGGCGUGAAAGCUAACCGCGGCACCAUAGGCUUGUCCGGGGCUGUGCCGCGCUACGAUUGCGCCGCCUCGUUGCAGGAAGCAGCGCGCCUCAACUCUAUAGCGGCAUGGGCUCUCGACGACGGACGCGAUGCUGGUAUAGUGACGACGACGCGCGUAACUCACGCCUCCCCGGCCGGGGCAUUCGCCAGAGUUGCAAACCGUCAUUGGGAAAAUGAUGCCGAAAUUCUUAAGGAUAACCAGGAUCCGACCUUGUGUCCUGAUAUCGCACAACAGUUAGUGAAGUCAUAUCCUGGAAAUCGUUUUAAAGUAAUUUUGGGCGGAGGCAGACGAGAAUUUUUACCCACUUCUAGUGUUGACGAGGAAGGUAAUGUAGGCAGACGAACGGACGGCCGCAAUUUGAUUGAAGAAUGGCAAGCGGAUAAGAGAGCUCAAAACGUAACCUACGGCUAUGUGUGGAACCGAAGUCAACUAAUGAAUGUUGCAGAAUCUUUGCCGGAGUACCUCUUAGGAUUGUUCGAAAGUGAUCACCUGCCGUACCAUCUAGAGGCCGAUUCUGCAACAGAGCCGACACUCGCUGAGCUGACAGAAGUUGCGAUUCGCUCGUUGAGUCGGAAUGAAAAAGGCUUUUUCCUGUUCGUGGAAGGCGGGCGAAUCGACCACGCCCACCAUGACAACUUGGCGGAGCUGGCGCUGGACGAGACGUUGGAGAUGAGCGUGGCCGUGGCGCGCGCCGCCGAGCUGCUCUCCGAGGACGACUCGCUGAUCGUCGUGACGGCGGAUCACGCCCACGUCAUGACGCUUAACGGCUACUCGCCGCGCGGCAACGAUAUACUCGGGCCUUCCAAUGACCGCGACGAGGCGGGCGUGCCCUACAUGACGCUCUCGUACAGCAACGGACCCGGCUUCAGGCCCCACGUCAACGGCACGCGUGUUGACGUCACCACAGAGCCUAAUUACAGUAAGUAG